AUGAUAGAAUUGGAAUAUAUUAUCAGAUUCGUUGGACCAAGGUCUGGGGCUUUGGCCACUUACAAUCGACCGUCAACGACAUUGGUGUGGCUCCGUUCCACAGUACUUCAAAAAGAACGAAAUUACCUCACUGGUCACCCCAAGGGUGUCGCUGGUGCGUGGAUGUUGAAUGGUGCCAUCAAAAUCUUGCAAUCGGGUAUCGUUCCUGGUAACUGUAAUGCCGACAACGUCGACAAGGUCUUGGAAGACUACGAAUACGUCCUUUACCCCUCGCGUUCGAUCCAAACCGAUGGUAUCAAGGCAAUAUCGGUGGCCUCGUUCGGUUUCGGUCAAAAGGGUGCUCAAGCCAUGGUUGUCCACCCCGACUAUUUGUUCGCCGUGUUGGACAAGCAAGCCUACACUGACUACGCUCAAAAGGUGUCGGCUCGUUACCGCAAGACUUACUGUUACAUAGGACAAGCUUGA
Messenger RNA from Diutina rugosa, 465 nucleotides. RefSeq lists its product as uncharacterized. Gene Ontology annotation, molecular function: acyltransferase activity. Gene Ontology annotation, biological process: long-chain fatty acid biosynthetic process. The record is from RefSeq and is a predicted model, not a curated record. Gene Ontology annotation, cellular component: fatty acid synthase complex. The transcript has 2 exons. The coding region runs from base 1 to 465 and encodes 154 amino acids. NCBI's taxonomy places the organism in Eukaryota, Fungi, Ascomycota, Pichiomycetes, Serinales, Debaryomycetaceae.